AUGCAUAUGUGGUUUUGGUUUGGAAACAAUUUAGGUGAUUUUCUUUUACCAGGGUACAAUGUUGUUACAACUUCAAGUUUUUUUUGCACCUGUUUAAGUUUACUUAUACUUGCAAUUUUAUAUGAGGGUAUGAAAGUCUUACAAAUUAAGUUACAGCAAAAUACUGUAAUUUUUACACAAAAACAAAGCCCAAGAGUAUCAGAGAAUUCUUGUUUAUUAUCUACAAUAUCAUCAAAGUCUAUAAGAACACAACUUUCCUUACAUUGUAUACGCUGGUUUGCAUGGAGUUUCCAAGUAUUUCAUUGGUUUAUACAUACAUUUCUUGGCUACCUUUUAAUGUUAGCUGUUAUGACAUAUAAUGUAUAUAUCAAUAUCGCUAUUGUGCUGGGAAGUUGCCUUGGAUAUUGGAUAUUUGGUUAUAUUAUUAUAGAACUUACUAUAAAACAAUUUUAUGAAAGGCAAAAAUUAUUAGACUGUAAUAAAGAAUGUGCAGAUAACAUAAAUCAUCAGAGGCAUGCCCCAGCAGUUUCUGUUAUGGCAGAACAGUUAGUAACAGAAGCUGUAGUAGAAGUUCAUAUGCCAAGAGAUGUAUGA
Molecule: messenger RNA, 594 nt
Organism: Habropoda laboriosa
Lineage: Eukaryota; Metazoa; Arthropoda; Insecta; Hymenoptera; Apidae
Product: probable low affinity copper uptake protein 2
Exons: 3
Coding region: 1-594 (197 amino acids)
Biological process (GO): intracellular copper ion homeostasis; copper ion transmembrane transport
Cellular component (GO): plasma membrane
Molecular function (GO): copper ion transmembrane transporter activity
Source: RefSeq, a predicted model, not a curated record